UUGGCAGGAGUAUGUCAGUAGCAGCAGCACUAGGAGGAGGGAGGGAGGGGGAGUGAGCCGGCACCUCUCCCACUCAGGCAUAUUGGGAGAUCAGGACAGUGCUGUGGCGCUCACACAUGCGUGUCCUUUGAUUGCACAGCGCCCGACCGCUGCAGGGGAAGAACAUCCCACGCAGGGACAAAAAAGGGCAAUGAUCCCUGUAUAAUCCAAACGGAGGCCUAGUUGCUGAGGAACACUUGACAACUCACCAUGACGGCUACCACCGAGGAGCUAGUGUUAAUGGAGGAUGAUACUUCGCUGAACCCCCUCUGCUUCGAGUGUGGUCAGCAGCACUGGACAAGAGAGAACCACCUGUACAACUACCAGAAUGAAGUGGACGAUGACCUGGUUUGCCACAUUUGCCUUCAGCCUCUACUGCAGCCGCUGGAUACCCCCUGCGGCCACACCUUCUGCUUCAAGUGCCUCAGAAACUUCUUACAAGAGAAGGACUUUUGCCCGCUGGACCGGAAAAGACUGCACUUUAAGUUGUGCAAGAAAUCCAGUAUCCUUGUGCAUAAAUUGCUGGAUAAACUGGUGGUUUCCUGCCCAUACUCUGCUGCUUGCAAAGAGACCAUGCAACGGUGUGACAUGGAAGCUCACCUUAAAAACAGGUGUCCUGGGGCAUCUCACCGGAGGGAGCUACUGAACCAGCACAGGGCCAGCAAACUGCAGAUCGAAAUCGAAGGUGAGAACGGAUCAGUACUGAUCGAUCACCAGGGACCUGUGUCGCCAGAAUCCGACAAAACUAGGAGUGGAUCGGCGCUGCCGGAGAGGAACGUGACGCCAUCUGUGAUGCCUGCAUGGAUGGAGGAGCACGGAUUUGAUAACCCAGCCUUUGAGGAAAGCACAGUAGCUGACGCUACACAUCCGCCUCCCAGCUUGCCCGAAGGGGAAAUCACGACCAUUGAAAUCCAUCGCUCCAACCCUUACAUUGAGCUGGGAAUCAGCAUUGUGGGAGGGAACGAGACGCCCCUAAUAAAUGUCGUGAUCCAAGAGAUUUAUCGGGACGGCGUUAUUGCCAGGGAUGGGAGGCUUCUUGCCGGCGACCAGAUACUUCAAGUGAAUAACUUUGAUAUCAGCAAUGUGUCGCAUAACUAUGCCCGAUGGGUGCUGUCCCAGCCUUGCACUGUGCUGCAUCUCACUGUGCUGCGAGAGCGGCGGUUUGGCAGCCGAGCCCAUGGGCACGGGGAUGGCGGCUCUCAGAGAGAUGAGAGUUUUCAUAUCACCCUCAACAAACGAGGUUCCAACGAACAGCUCGGCAUUAAGCUUGUGCGCAGAACUGACGAAUCGGGUGUUUUUAUACUGGAUUUGUUGGAAGGAGGGCUGGCGGCACAGGAUGGCAGGCUGCACAGCAACGAUAGAGUGCUCGCCAUCAAUGGCCUUGACCUAAAGCAUGGGACUCCAGAACUCGCAGCCCAGAUUAUCCAGGGCAGUGGGGAGCGUGUGAAUUUAACUGUAUCUCGACCUGGGAAGCACCAACCUGGGAAUAUAACCAGAGACCUGGGGAUGAACCAGCCCCACCAUCACACACAGCAAGUGUAUCACCACCGGCCCAGCGCACAUAAGGAUCUGGCACAAUGUGUUAAAUGCCAAGAAAAGCAUAUUACGGUGAAGAAAGAGCCCCAGGAAUCACUGGGCAUGACGGUGGCAGGGGGAAGAGGCAGCAAAAGCGGAGAGCUGCCAAUCUUUGUGACGAGCGUCCAACCCCACGGGUGUCUUGCAAGGGACAGCAGAAUCAAGCGAGGGGAUGUGCUGCUGAGUAUCAAUGGCAUUGAUCUGACCAACCUCAGUCACAGCGAAGCAGUGGCCAUGCUGAAAGCCAGCGCUACCUCCUCAGUGGUCUCUCUGAAAGCCAUCGAGGUGGAGGUGAUUGAGGAGCAGACACCAGGCAAAGAGGAAAUGAGCACCGUUAGUGAGAAUGAAUAUGAUGCCAGUUGGUCUCCAUCAUGGGUAAUGUGGCUGGGCCUCCCCAGUUGCCUGCAUAGCUGCCAUGAUGUUGUUCUGCGGAGGAGCAGCCUGGGGAGCUGGGGCUUUAGUAUUGUCGGGGGUUACGAGGAGAAUCACACAAACCAGCCUUUCUUCAUUAAGACAAUUGUGCUCGGGACUCCUGCUUAUUACGAUGGCCGAUUGAAGUGCGGGGAUAUGAUUAUUGCCGUAAAUGCACUCUCGACUGUCGGAAUGAGCCAUUCUGCCCUGGUACCGAUGCUUAAGGAGCAACGGAACAAAGUAACUCUCAGCGUCAUCUCUUGGCCUGGCAGUCUUGUUUGAACCGUCAGAUUUCAUGAGUGAAUUCUCGUGCUCUGUGAUAGCUGGUUAAAAGCUGGGCCAAAUCUCUGCCAAUCAGUUUGUGAUUACUUUUGCAAGAAUCAAUUUGUCCUUGAUUGACUUGCUUAUACUGAGCUAAUAAAACAACUUUUUUCUACAAAUCAGCUACAUGACAUGUCUCAAGCAGGAGGGCCGGCUGUCACGCCUCAAGCCCGGCCAGUUAUUCCUCAUCCCAGUAACGACUUCAGCCUGCUCUUUGUUAACCCUGGGUGUAGUCACCCCAACUUUGGACAUAGUCACCAUUUUCUUGCUCUCUUUUAUCUCUGGGUCUAGUUACUAUGUUCGCUUGCUCUUAACUCUGCCCAUAGUCACCAUUUUCUUGCUCUCUUUUAACUCUGGGUCUAGUUACUAUGUUCGCUUGCUCUUAACUCUGCCCAUAGUCACCAUUUCCUUGCUCUCUUUUAACUCUGGGUCUAGUUACUAUGUUCGCUUGCUCUUAACUCUGCCCAUAGUCACCAUUUUCUUGCUCUCUUUUAUCUCUGGGUCUAGUUACUAUGUUCGCUUGCUCUUAACUCUGCCCAUAGUCACCAUUUUCUUGCUCUCUUUUAUCUCUGGGUCUAGUUACUAUGUUCGCUUGCUCUUAACUCUGCCCAUAGUCACCAUUUCCUUGCUUUAACUUUAGGCCCAAUCGCCAUUUUAUUGCUCUUUGUAAACCUUGGUCCUAGUGAUCAUCAUUGCUUGUUUUGGGUCUAGUCACCAUGUUGUUGCUCUUUUUUAACUUUGGUCACGUUUGCUUGCUUUGGCUCUAGUCCCCACUUUCCUCGCUUUGUUAUCUUUAGGCAUAGUCGCCAUUUGCUUGUACUUUUGCCAACUUUGGUCCUAGUCGCUCUCUUAGCUUCCUCUUUGGUAACUUUGGGCCUCAUCACAAUGUUGCUUUCUAUUUGUUAAAUUUGGACCUAGCCACCCUUUUCCUAGAUACCUUCAGGCCCCAAUCACCCUUUUCACUUGCACUUGUUAAUUUUGGCCAUAGACACCAUUUUCAUAUUCUCUGUUACCUUUGUGACUUAUCGUAUCCCCCUUUAUUGUAAUUUGAUCAUUUGGCCCACCCAUCGCCCUCCCAGGGUAGAUUUCUUGCUCGUUACCUUUGAUCCUAUUCACUCUUUUUGCUUGCUCUUCAUUAACUCUGGGUCCAGUCACCAUCUUACUGUCUCUUUGUUAACUUUGGGCCUAGUCACCCUUUCUUCAUACUCCUAGACAACUUUAGGGCUAAUCAAUAUUUUUGCUUUUUACUGUGUUGACAAAAACAUCGUUAUUAAAUUGUACCUGGUACCUUAUAUCACCCCAGCUCCUUUACAAAUUAGUCCUGCCAGUCAUUGUCUUUAAAGCCAUAUUUAUGUAUGUCUGUGCCAAUGCAGAAAGUUCUCAGCCGGCCCCUGAAUUCCUUUCAUUUCAGAAUUAUUACAGAGACUUCAGUUUUUCAGCUUUCUACAUUGUAAAUCUGAGACUCUUCUUGGCUCCAUGUGUCCAAAUAAUGUGCUGCUACUGGACGGUUAUUGGUUUACCUCGCAGGAACUUUGCCAGUAACAGAUGUCCUUAGAAAUAAUAUCAAACCAUCUGCUUGUGUCGCUUAGCAAUCUGAGCAUUAUACCUGGGUCCAAAGCCAACUCUUAACAAAUGGGUUUUGUACUGUGCAAUAAUUGCUUUCUCUUUGUUGGUCAGAAAAUAAUUUCAUACUCGGCGUGGAUUGUACAAAGGAGAGGAAUGUGCCACCUGCGCCUUCGCGGGUUUAUCUUCCCGAUGAAUGUUUUUUUGUUUGUAUGAACAACUUUUGAUAUUUUUACUGCAAUAUUUCUAUGAAAUUGUGCUACGUGCUUGUGACCUUUCUUACUGAGCAGGUAGUGGAAGUGCUUGGCUGGGUGAGCUGUGAAGUCACGUCGAGUUUUCGCACUCUGAUCGGACGCUCGUGAUAAUCACCAUGUGCAUGAAAUGAAAGGGUCUCGUGCCCGAUACAUUUCUUCUCUCAACCUGAAUGUCCCAACAAUCAACUCCUGAUUUCCAGACCGGCUUUGCAAUACCUAUGGAAACAGAACCUUUUUGAGUAUUAAAGGAAAAAAAAAACUUCAUAUUUAUUCUCCGGAUACUUGUGGGUCAUUUAUUUAAGCAUGGAUAUUUGUUGUGAUGACAAAUGGAAGAUUUACAUUUUGUGUUUCACAAAAAAAAUGCUUAAAUAAAGUUUUAAAGUGGUUAUUAGAAA
This is a messenger RNA of Xenopus tropicalis (tropical clawed frog), 4558 nucleotides long. The record is from RefSeq and is a predicted model, not a curated record. Lineage: Eukaryota; Metazoa; Chordata; Amphibia; Anura; Pipidae.